Molecule: messenger RNA, 3432 nt
Organism: Coregonus sp. 'balchen'
Lineage: Eukaryota; Metazoa; Chordata; Actinopteri; Salmoniformes; Salmonidae
Source: the annotation of a GenBank genome assembly
AUGGAAACUGUGAAACUUAUGAGGGAGCUGAUCGCCAAUUUUGAACAGGAGAGGAAUUAUCUUCCGAAGGAAACAGGACUCAGUUUGAUCGAAUCGACUGGAGAGGUAGUAUGCAGUACAGUAGAUAAAACAAUAUUGUACACAUGAUAGAUAUUCAAAAAAAAUCUUGAUGAAUCCCCUAAAUAAUAUUAUGGUAAAACAAAUUGGUCCAUAAAAAAAAACCGCCAAUUACACACUGUAAAGUAAUUCUAUUUUAUAUCUCGAUGUCUUAUUAAUUACAGAAUGACAGCAGGGGAAUCUCCGCUAAAUGUAGGGACACCAAAGUGGAGGACCUCUGGAGCCUGACUAGUUUCUUUGGGUACAGUACACAGACAUUCGUUCUGGCAGUCAACCUGCUGGAUAGAUUCCUGGCCAUGAUGAAGGUAAGAUGAAGACCCAAAUCAGGAGCACAUUUUUGUAAUUUCAACAUCCUCUACAGCUAAUUUGCAACAUUAGGUUGACAUGCGUUUUAGCAUUUUUUUUAAUGACAAAAAAUACAAAAUGUGCUUAGACAUGAACUAAACUCAGCAAAGAAAGAAACGUCCCUUUUUCAGGACCCUGUCUUUUCAAUGAUAAUUGGUAAAAAUCCAAAUAACUUCACAGAUCUUAAUUGUAAAGGGUUUAAAACACUGUUUCCCAUGCUUGUUCAAUGAACCAUAAACAAUUAAUGAACAUGCACCUGUGGAACGGUCAUGACACUAACAGCUUACAGACGGUAGGCAAUUAAGGUCACAGUUAUGAAAACUUAGGACACUAAAGAGGCCUUUCUACUGACUCUGGAAAAACACCAAAAGAAAGAUGCCCAGGGUCCCUUCUCAUCUGCGUGAACGUGCCUUAAGCAUGCUGCAAGGAGGCAUAAAUUGCUAUGUCCGUACUGUGAGACGCCUAAGACAGCGCUAUAGGGAGACAGGAUGGACAGCUGAUCGUCCUCGCAGUGGCAGACCACGUGUAACAACACCUGCACAGGAUCGGUACAUCCGAACAUCACACCUGCGGGACAGGUACAGGAUGGCAACAACAACUGCCCGAGUUACAACAGGAACGCACAAUCCCUCCAUCAGUGCUCAGACUGUCCGCAAUAGGCAGAGAGAGGCUGGACUGAGGGCUUGUAGGCCUGUUGUAAGGCAGGUCCUCACCAGACAUCACCGGCAACAAUGUCACCUAUGGGCACAAACCCACCGUCGCUGGACCAGACAGGACUGGCAAAAAGUGCUCUUCACUAACGAGUCGCGGUUUUGCCUCACCAGGGGUGAUGGUCGGAUUCGCAUUUAUCGUUGAAGGAAUGAGCGUUACACAGAGGCCUGUACUCUGGAGCAGGAUCGAUUUGGAGGUGGAGGGUCCGUCAUGGUCUGGGGCGGUGUGUCACAGCAUCAUCGGACUGAGCUUGUUGUCAUUGCAGGCAAUCUCAACGCUGUGCGUUACAGGGAAGACAUCCUCCUCCCUCAUGUGGUACCCUUCCAGCAUGCUCAUCCUGCAUGACAAUGCCACCAGCCAUACUGCUCGUUCUGUGCAUGAUUUCCUGCAAGACAGGAAUGUCAGUGUUCUGCCAUGGCCAGCACGUCUGGGACCUGUUGGAUCGGAGGGUGAGGGCUAGGGCCAUUCCCCCCAGAAAUGUCAGAGAACUUGCAGGUGCCUUGGUGGAAGAGAGGGGUAACAUCUCACAGCAAGAACUGGCAAAUCUGGUGCAGUCCAUGAAGAGGAAGACAUCCUCUGUCCAUGAGGAGGAUGCAGUACUUGCAGCUGGUUGCCACACCAGAUACUGACUUUUGAUUUUGACCCCCCCCCCUUUGUUCAGGGACACAUUAUUCAAUUUCUGUUAGUCUGUGGAACGUGUUCAGUUUGUCUCAGUUGUUGAAUCUUAUGUUCAUACAAAUAUUUCCACGUUAAGUUUGCUGAAAAUAAACGCUGUUAACAGUGAGAGGACGUUUCUUUUUUUUUGCUGAGUUUACAGAUAAAAAGGAGUUGGUGUGAGUAAUGAUCCUAUCCCAAUUUCCACUAAUUCCAAGCUGUCGCUCCUCUUCAGGUCCAACCCAAACAUCUAGCCUGCAUCAGCAUUAGCUGCCUCCACAUCGCAGCCAAAGCAGUCGAAGAGGAGCGCAACGUGUCUUCCACCAAUGAACUUAUUCGUAUCAGCCAGUGCAAGUUUACAGUCUCAGACCUCACUCGCAUGGAGAAGAUCAUUUCAGAGAAACUCAACUUCCAACUCAAAACCAUCACAGCCUUAACCUUUUUGCACCUAUACCACGGAAUCGCACGCUCACACACCGCAGACAGGUAAGGACCCAUUAUGAAAGAUAUGACAAUUCACCUAGCAAUCAACCCCAUUUGCAAGAUGGCAAUGGUGACAUAAUGAACUUGGGACAGCUAGACAUGAACUUCAGCAACUGUUGACAUGAUUUAUUAGUCCUAACUGAAAGUAGAACAUCAGUGGUUAACUAUUGGCAGAGCCUCACUGGACAUUAUCCCCACCAUAACACCUUCAGUUAUGUAAACAGGUAGCCCGUGUCACCUUGCUUUCACACCCAACUGGUUCUCAUAAGUAUUUUCCCCUUUGCCUUUACAGGAAGGAGGCCCUGAACCUCGACACACUGGAGGCCCAGCUCAAAGCCUGUCUCUGUCGGAUCGCGUUCUCCAAAGCUAAAGUAAUUAUUUACCCCAGAGAGUCCAUAAGCCCAGUUACACAUUACAGGAGACCUCUGGGCAGCUGCAGUCUAAUUUGAUGCAUUUUUUUUCUCUUCCUGUUCUCUUCCAGCCGUCAGUCUUGGCCCUGUCCCUUCUCACCCAGGAGAUUGAAGCCACGCAGUGUGUUGAUAUGUUGGAAAUAGCCCAUCAUGUUCAGAGACAUCUCAAGGUAAAAACACAUAACACUGUUUGUUAGAAAAUUCCUUGAAGCUUUAUUGCAAAGCAAUGAUUUUAAUUUGUUUUAAAACACAGUAACCCGAGAAGUUUCCUGUCAAAUUCACACACAAAAAGAAACCUAUUUUGCCCUGGAACCAGCUCUGCAUAUUGUAUGCCCUGCAACCAUAGGCUUCGUAUGACAACUGACACGGUUAUGGAAGGAAAUAAAAAUUAAAAGGGCCCUUUCACAUUCCCUGGCCUCUCAAGUUCCCGACCGCUAUCAUUUUACAACGCCUGGAAUCCAUCCCAAAAGGUUUCCGCUGACCAAUUAAUGUAACCUGGUGUCCAAUGUAAUGAUGCCCUGGUCUUUUACAGAUCGCUGACGUUGAGCUGCUACACUGGAGGGGACUAGUGGCCAAGUGUAUGUCCGACUACUCUUCCCCUGAAUGUAGCAGACCCAACAAUAAGAAGCUGGUCUGGAUCGUGUCGAGGAGGACAGCUCAGAACCUUCACACCAGCCACUGCAGCGUCCCUGAACUGCCAACCAUUCCCUGA